Racocetra persica is the source of this 330-nucleotide messenger RNA. The record is from the annotation of a GenBank genome assembly. NCBI's taxonomy places the organism in Eukaryota, Fungi, Glomeromycota, Glomeromycetes, Diversisporales, Gigasporaceae.
CAAGAAAAGGAUACACGUAAAAGAGAAAAAUAUAGAAAGAACCCUAAGCCCGGGAAAGAAAUCAUUUGUUAUAGGUGUGGCGAAAAAGGACACAUAGCUCGCUUUUGUAUAUCGGAAAAGAGAUCUAAGGAACAUAGUGAAAAAGCAACAGUACAACCAGACAUCCCCGAAAAAAGACCUAAAGUACAACCAGAAUUGAAGUGGAAUAAUAGACUUCGGCCCAGGGCAGAAAACGAACUGCUUUUAGUAGACGUUGGAGAUCUAUUACAGCCUAUGGAGUUAGAAGAAGCACGAAUGGUCAAGAAAAUAAGACGAAAACGGGAGCCUUCA